AUGAGCCUUCGGCACUGCGGUGAGAGUUCGUGCUUGGGUCGGGGAGUUGCCCAUAUGUGUUUUGGUCAACCCUUGCCGAACGGCAAGGGCACUGAGUUCGUUGCUGCUCAUCCCUUGCCGUUCGGCAAGGGUGGGUUUCUUUUGUUGAAGCUUGGUUGCGAGGGCAGCUUCGGUAAGAAGUCUGAGCCUUUGGGCUUUCGUGAAACUUUGGAGCCGGCUCGAGCACAAUUUGGUCAAAGGCUUGAGUUGUGGCAACGGGUGGAGCUGGGCAUUCGAGGCAAAUUGGCUGAGCCUUCGAGGUGUGCAGAUUUGGAAGUCGGGCUGUGUUUGAAGGGAGGCUAG
This is a messenger RNA of Prunus armeniaca (apricot), 342 nucleotides long. NCBI's taxonomy places the organism in Eukaryota, Viridiplantae, Streptophyta, Magnoliopsida, Rosales, Rosaceae. The record is from the annotation of a GenBank genome assembly.